GUCGAGGUAGAAUCAUAUUAAAAGUAUAUUUAAAUCAAUUAAAAACUAUUUCACAGGGCAGACAAGCUCCAACAAUUUGAUGUGGGACUUGUGGAAGCGGAAGACUGAUACAAUUUGCUUAUCUUAUCAGACACGACCGCACGACAAGUGUACGUAAACCUAAUUGAAUGAAAAUGCUUGCGGCAACUGUUGUCAAAGUAAUUAACUUGAAAGGAUUUACUCUGACUCGACACAAAUCACCGCAAUCGAUAGGACGCAUUAAUUAUUUGGGUCUUUAAUGUGGGGGUGUUUGUUGCUGAUUGCCUUCGAGAUAUUAGGUAUUUAUGGAGACGUUAGCAGGAAUUAGCUCAAUAGUUGCAAUGGAGUCAUCAAAGAAACCAGAAAGGAAGGGAUCCUCUAUGUUUCUGUUAAGGAGCUUUGGCAGGAGUCUCAAAGAAUUCCUCAAGAGCACGGGCCUGCAUGGACUGAAGUUUGUGGGAGACUCCAGUCUCAGCAGUUGGGAGAGAUCAUUUUUCUUUUGCUCAUUUGUGGUCGCCUUGGUGAUCACAUGCAAUCUCAUCGUGAACAUCUACGCCAAGUGGGAUAGUACACCGGUGAUAAUUGGGAUCAGCCCACAGGCCACCUCCAUUCUGAAAGUUCCCUUUCCGGCCAUCACCAUAUGCAACAUGAAUCAGGUUCAGAGCAGCCAGGUUUCCCAUUACAAAGAAGGCUCCGAUGAAAGUGCUAUCUUGAAGCUGUUGUGUAACUCCGAAAUCGACGACUCUGAUGACCUUGAAGAUGUUGUGAAACGCAGUAGUUUUGCUCGGAAUACCCUCAGGAUAUCUGAUUUUGUUUCGAAACACUCGCAGCACUGCGAUACAAUGCUGCUCCACUGCAGAUUCAAUGCCGUAGAGCACAACUGCUCGCACCUGUUUCAACCACUCCUGACGGACGAGGGGCUCUGCUGUGUAUUCAACUUCCAGCCACCAGAGUUCCUCUACAAGCCAUUUUCAAAAAGCAAACGAAAUUUAACAAUGAAAAAUGGGUUUGAGGCGGUCAAAUGGAAUCCAGAGACAGGUUAUCCCGACAAAUUACCAGCCAAAUAUUAUCCAGCGACAGCCAUUGGGACUGGGAUUACACUGGGAUUUAGUGCUGUUCUCGAUGCCCAGAUGAGCGAGUACUACUGCUCCUCUACUAAUGGACCCGGCUUCAAGGUUUACUUCCACAAUCCAACCGAAGUACCUGUUGUUAAGGAGGCAGGACUCAUCACCGCCAUCGGCUAUGAAACCAACUACCGCAUGGAGGUGGUACGAGCCGAGGCAGUGCCAGCCAUUCGCUCCAUUUCUCGGGAUGGUCGCCAGUGCCUUUUCGGAAACGAGAAGGAACUGAUCUUCUACAAGACCUACAGCCGGCUGAAUUGCGAGCACGAAUGCAUGGCUGGAUACUUGUACGAGUCGUGUGCCUGCAUACCCUUUGACUAUCCGCAGAUCUACAGCAACGCCACAAUGUGUGGCAUGAAGGACACUCUCUGCCUGCGUCGGGCCCAACAGGCGGCCAUCCGACCUGAAUGGGUCAAGUGCCGGCAGCAGUGCCUGCCCAGCUGCUUCGACCUCAGCUACUUGGCCAGCGGCUUCUCUUUUCCCCUGGCCACUAGCAAAUUCCAGUUGGCCAAUCCUCUGGUGGAGAGCAUGAACAAAUCGUAUCUGAGAGAGAACAUAGCAGUCAUCAAUGUCUACUACCGUGAGUCCGUCUACUACGGCAAUAUGAAGAAUGCCUAUGUCGGAUUGACAGAGUUCCUGUCUAACAUUGGUGGCGUGAUGGGCCUGUUUAUGGGCUUUAGUGUAAUCUCACUGGCCGAAAUCUUUUACUUUCUUCUUCUGAAACCCCUCGUAGAACUCUUCAUGUGGAAAAGAUCACCACAGGUUGACAUAAAGCAUAAUGCAUUUGCCAUAGAAAAGCCGGGGAUUUCCGAUAAUGAAGCCAUGUGGCAUACACGAGAACUGUAUCCCCAGGGUCUAACGCUAAAGUUCAGCAGAAAAGUAAAGCGAAGUCGAAAUAGCUCAAAUGUAUUCCCCCAGUGAGAAAUAAUAGAACAUAAUAGUUCUACCACAAAAUUGCAAAUACAGUGCUUGCUAAAUUAUUUAACGCUUAUAUUUGUGUAUGUGUAUGUGUAUGUGUAUGUGUGUGUGAGUACAUAUAAAAAUAAACUGCCAUAUCAUGCAUAUCAUUUGCUGACCACCAAAAAGAAAAAUUUGAAUGGAAAUCAGUUCCAUCUAGCCGUUGGACCCCACAAAAAGAAACACUUGAGUAAUUGAAUUGAAUAAUAAAUAUGAAACCCAUAAAAAAUUUCGGUUA
Molecule: messenger RNA, 2334 nt
Organism: Drosophila miranda
Lineage: Eukaryota; Metazoa; Arthropoda; Insecta; Diptera; Drosophilidae
Gene: ppk12
Product: pickpocket protein 28
Exons: 7
Coding region: 324-2060 (578 amino acids)
Biological process (GO): sodium ion transmembrane transport
Cellular component (GO): membrane
Molecular function (GO): ligand-gated sodium channel activity
Source: RefSeq, a predicted model, not a curated record